AAUUCAUCCUAUAUUUUAACAAGCUAGCUAGCUAGUUGUAUCAUUUUUCAAAAACUUUUACGAAGUUCAUCUCUCUCUCUCUCUCUCUCUCUCUCGGGCAUAUAGAUUAGUACUGAUUGAAUAUUAUUUGUUUCACUCUAUAUAAAUACAUAACGUAGAUUUCAUGAUCUGCAUAUUGCUCAGCUAACAAUUGACCCACCUAACAAUAAUUAAGAAAGUGAAGUAGUUCCACACACACCUAUAUAUAUAUAUAUAUAUUGCACAAACAAAGUCAUGCAAUUACUCCAAUUUUUUUUGCUGUGCAUCUUGAAUCCAUAGAGUAUAUUUUGUGAUCAUCUAAAAACCCUAAUUUCUUUUUAUCCAUAAAUGGCAGAGUUGCCUAAGGAGAAGACUUUGGCGGCGACGCCAACGUGGGCGGUGGCCGCCUUUUUCUUCGCGAUGGUUGCUAUCUCCAUCGUCAUCGAACAAAUAAUUCAUCAUGCUGAAUUGUGGUUGAAGAAAAAAAGGAAGGUAGCGCUAUUUGAAGCUCUAGGGAAGAUUAAAGCAGAGCUUAUGCUACUAGGGUUCAUAUCGUUACUGCUGACAGUGACGCAGGAGACUCUUUCUAAUAUUUGUGUACCGAAAAAUGUUGGAGAUUCUUGGCACCCUUGUAAGGAAGACAUAUACAGUAAAAAGAAAUAUUAUGAUCCAUGUCUUGAAAAGGGCACGGUGCAACUUGUUUCAGCAUACGGGAUACACCAGCUGCAUAUCUUCAUUUUUGUUUUGGCACUUUUUCAUAUAAUCUAUUGUGUUGUCACUUACGCCUUGGGAAAACUAAAGAUGAGGAAAUGGAAAGCAUGGGAGGAUGAAACGCAGACAAGUGAAUACCAAUAUUAUCAUGAUCCAGAGAGAUUCAGAUUUGCGAGGGAGACUUCAUUUGGACGAAGACAUUUGCGUUUUUGGAACCGCUCAUCUCUUCUUCUAUGGAUUGUGUGUUUCUUCAGGCAGUUCUUCCCAUCAGUUGCAAAAGUGGAUUACUUAACACUCAGACAUGGCUUUGUAACAGAACAUUUACCACCUCAAAUCCGGGCAACAUUCGAUUUCCAAGUAUAUAUAAAUAAAGCACUCGAAGAAGAUUUCAAAGUCAUUGUUGGAAUAAGCCCUGCAUUAUGGUUCUGUGCUGUUCUGUUUCUCCUAACCAACACCAAUGGGUGGUACUCGGAUUUUUGGCUGCCAUUCAUCCCUCUAAUUAUAAUACUUUUAGUAGGAGCAAAAUUGCAAGUGAUCAUCACAAAAAUGGGAAUAAGGGUUCUUGAUAGAGGAGAUGUGGUGAGGGGUAGUCCUCUAGUCCAGCCCAACGACGAUCUUUUCUGGUUUCGUCGUCCUCCCUUCAUCCUCUUCCUCAUUCACUUUGUUCUCUUUGAGAAUGCUUUUCAGCUUGCUUUCUUUGCUUGGAGUUGGCUUAAAUUUGGAUAUCCAUCUUGCUACCAUGAGAAUCUUGAAGAUAUGAUCAUAAGAAUCGUGAUGGGCAUUGUGAUACAGGUUCUGUGCAGUUAUGUGACACUCCCUCUCUAUGCCUUGGUUACUCAGAUGGGAUCAAACAUGAAGCCAGUCAUUUUCAGCGAUGACGUGGCAUUGGCGCUGCGCGGCUGGCAAGCGACGGCCAAGAAGCACGCGAGUGAAGGGCGGCCGUCCGCCAUCACCACCACAUUCUCCAGCAAACCCCCCACGCCACACGGUAGCACGUCGCCGGCCUAUCUGCGGCAUGGCCGCAAAAGGUCAUCCGGCAUGGACAACGAGGGGUGGGGUGGUGAGGGGGCAUCGGCCUCCCCCAGCCGCCACGACGUUCGUGAUUUAAACAACAAAGAUCGAUUGCCGGAAACUUCAACUUCGGUUACUGAGAUAGAAAGGGAUGUGGAAAACCCUCCUUCUCCGGAGCUGGCUCAGGUGGGCUACAAAAGCCAACAACAAGUUGACACUAGUUCUACUGAUUUCUCUUUUCCGACAAAGAUUCUUGCCGACAAAUAACUUAUUGUAAUGUGCCACCUCGAGUGAGUGAUGAAAAUAUGGAUUUAAUACUAUUCUAAUAA
This is a messenger RNA of Salvia miltiorrhiza (redroot sage), 2069 nucleotides long. RefSeq names its product MLO-like protein 6. The record is from RefSeq and is a predicted model, not a curated record. Gene Ontology annotation, cellular component: membrane. Gene Ontology annotation, biological process: defense response. Bases 367 to 2007 code for a protein of 546 amino acids. The transcript is spliced from 14 exons. Lineage: Eukaryota; Viridiplantae; Streptophyta; Magnoliopsida; Lamiales; Lamiaceae.